CGGCUUCUGACUUUUCGUCCAAUUUUAACAGCAAAGGGGAUAUUUUCCGUUAUUGUCGACAAGAGUUUUUGCCGUCAUCAUGGGUUCAGUGUUGCCUGCCGAUGCUUUGGUUCUGAAGGCUGGAUUUAAGCAGCAGACUUUGGCCCUGUCCGACAUCAUCACCUCUGACAUCCUUCACAGUUUCUUGUACGGCCGCUGGAGGAACGUGCUGGGGGAACACCUGUUCGAGGAAAAGACAACCACCGUCAGCCCCAAAACAGCCUUCACCGCAGAGGUCCUGGCGCAGUCCUUUUCUGGAGAGGUCCAGAAACUCUCCAGCUUGGUGCUGCCAAGUGAAGUCAUCAUUGCGCAAAGCUCCAUCCCAGGGGAAGGGCUUGGCAUCUUCUCCAAAACCUGGAUAAAAGCUGGCACCGAGAUGGGUCCGUUCACUGGCAGGGUCAUUUCACCCGAGCAUGUAGAUCUCUUCAAGAACAACAAUCUCAUGUGGGAGGUUUUCAAUGAGGAUGGCACGGUGCGCUAUUUUAUCGAUGCCAGCCAAGAGGAUCAUCGCAGCUGGAUGACUUACAUCAAAUGCGCGCGCAACGAGCAAGAACAGAAUCUCGAGGUUGUGCAGAUUGGAAGCAGCAUAUUUUACAAAGCUGUUGAGACAAUUCCUCCAGAUCAAGAACUGCUCGUGUGGUAUGGGAAUUCCCACAACACCUUCCUGGGCAUCCCGGGAGUCCCUGGCAUCGAUGAGGAACAACAGAAAAAGACUAAAAAUGAUGACUUCAACCUGUGCGACAGCGUCUGCUCCGCCAACCUCUCCACAGCCAGUCGCAUGCGCUGUGUCAUCUGCCACAGGGGCUUCAACUCCCGCAGUAACCUGCGCUCCCACAUGCGUAUCCACACGCUGGACAAGCCCUUCGUGUGUCGUUUUUGCAACCGACGUUUCAGUCAGUCCUCCACCCUGCGCAACCACGUGCGCCUCCACACGGGCGAGCGGCCCUACAAGUGCCACGUCUGCCAGAGCGCGUACUCCCAACUGGCAGGGCUGCGGGCACACCAGAAGAGCGCACGACACAGGCCGCCCAACACAGGGGCUGUGAUGGGAUUGCCGGCCCACUCACCCCCACCUCCUCCUCAGCUGGCACAGGUUCAUCACCCGGCCUCGCUGGUGCAUCACAUACCCACCAUGGUGCUUUGAGAGAGCUUAUCAAACUCAAGCGUUUCAGAUGUUUGCAGUCUCGCAGGCUGUGUGUCUAUGUAAAGCAGGUCCUGUUCAGUACUCUCACUUUGUGGUUUGCCAUCCUGGCCAUGUGAAGCAGAAAGCAGUGAUCAGAUAUGGCGAAAUAAGGCCUGCGCAACUCACAGACAGAACUGAAGUAAACUGGCCAUCGAGGGGCCGUUUUUGUAUGUUCAUGUUGAAUUCUUAUUGGAACGACAACAAAUGGUUCUUAAAAGUUUUUUUGUCAUGGCAAACGACUGCCAUACUAUCAAACUAAUAAUGCCAUUUAGAAUGUAUCUUUUCAUAUGUGCAUGCAACUGUAUUGUUUUCUUCCUUAUUCCACUAAGGUUAAAUCAAGCAUUUUAUCCACAUUAGUCUCAAAGAUCAACGAAAAGGCAAAUAAUAAGGCAUUAAAGAAUUAUGAAGAUGAAAAAUACAGAGAAAGAGUGUCUAUUCAUCUGCCUGUAUAACAGACAGUAAAACAGGGGAUACACCGGGAUCAAGCGCCACUUGCUGACCAAUUUGCGUCACUACUUUCCGGUCAUAGAGGCGCAAGUUAAAAGCAUGUCAUUGUGAAUGAACAAUAUGAAGUAUGUAAAAGAAUGUAUAUAUGGUUUUAAGAUUUAUUUCCAAAAAUAUGGAAUAGUCACUUUA
This is a messenger RNA of Triplophysa dalaica, 1858 nucleotides long. It is a transcript of the gene prdm12b, whose product is annotated as PR domain containing 12b. Gene Ontology annotation, molecular function: histone methyltransferase binding. The coding region runs from base 80 to 1183 and encodes 367 amino acids. The transcript is spliced from 5 exons. The record is from RefSeq and is a predicted model, not a curated record. Lineage: Eukaryota; Metazoa; Chordata; Actinopteri; Cypriniformes; Nemacheilidae. Gene Ontology annotation, biological process: neurogenesis. Gene Ontology annotation, cellular component: nucleus.